GCGCCGUGUCCAGCAGAGGGCCCUGCCCAGCCCCUGGCCGGCUGGGUGGGAGGGAGUCUACUGGAGCGGGCUGGUGAUGCCAGACGCCUGACUGGAGGAGCACCAACCGGCCAGCUGCCUCUCUCCAGUCAGCCCAGCUCUUGGGUCCCUCGCCCUCACCUGUUCUUCGGGGGGCAGCUGCUUCCUUCUCGUCCGGCCAUGUGGCGGCUGAGGCCGCUGGCCAUCUCUCUUGCCGUGGUAUUGGCUGUGGGGCUGAGCAGAGUCUCUGGGGGUGCCGCCCUGCCCUCGGGCCGGCACAGGGCGGAGGCCCAGGAGCAGCAGAGCCGGUCCAAGAGAGGCACCGAGGAUGAGGAGACCAAGGGGGUGCAGCAGUAUGUGCCCGAGGACUGGGCCGAGUACCCCCGGCCCAUCCACCCAGCUGGCCUGCAGCCCACCAAGCCCUUGGUUGCCACCAGCCCUGACCCAGACAAGGACGGGGGCGCCGCGGGCAGCGGCCAGGAGCCUCGGGGCAAUCUGACAGGGACGCCGGGCCAGAGGCUGCGGAUUCACAACCCCCUGUACCCGGUGACUGAAAGCUCCUACAGCGCUUACGCCAUCAUGCUCCUGGCCCUGCUGGUGUUUGCCGUGGGCAUCGUGGGGAACCUGUCGGUCAUGUGCAUCGUCUGGCAUAGCUACUACCUGAAGAGUGCCUGGAACUCCAUCCUGGCCAGCCUGGCCCUCUGGGAUUUUCUGGUCCUCUUUUUCUGCCUCCCCAUCGUCAUCUUCAAUGAGCUCACCACGCAGAGGUUGCUGGGUGACGCCUCUUGCCGGGCCGUGCCCUUCCUGGAGGUCUCCUCGCUGGGAGUCACCACGUUCAGCCUCUGUGCCCUGGGCAUCGACCGUUUCCACGUGGCCACCAGCACCCUGCCCAAGGUGAGGCCCAUCGAGCCAUGCCAGUCCAUCCUGGCCAAGCUGGCCGUCAUCUGGGUGGGCUCCAUGAUCCUGGCCGUGCCCGAGCUCCUGCUGUGGCAGCUGUCGCAGGAGCCUGCCCCCACCGUGGGCACCCUGGACUCGUGCAUCAUGAAACCGUCGGCGAGCCUGCCCGAGUCGCUGUACUCGCUGGUCAUGACCUACCAGAACGCCCGCAUGUGGUGGUACUUCGGCUGCUACUUCUGCCUGCCCAUCCUCUUCACCGUCACCUGCCAGCUGGUGACGUGGCGCGUGCGGGGCCCCCCGGGGAGGAAGCCGGAGUGCCGCGCGGGCAAGCACGAGCAGUGUGAGCGCCAGCUCAACAGUACCGUGGUGGGCCUGACCGUGGUCUACGCCCUCUGCACCCUCCCCGAGAACGUCUGCAACAUCGUGGUGGCCUACCUCUCCACGGAGCUCACGCGCCAGACCCUAGACCUGCUGGGCCUCAUCAACCAGUUCUCCGCGUUCUUCAAGGGAGCCAUCACGCCCGUGCUCCUGCUGUGCGUCUGCAGGCCGCUGGGCCGGGCCUUCCUGGGCUGCUGCUGCUGCUGCUGCGGGCAGUGCAGUGCCCCCGAGGCCUCGGCCGCCGCCGGCUGCCCGGACCACACGCUCAAGACCGAGAUGCCCUCCUCCAUCUACUUCCACAAGCCCAGGGAGUCACCCCCGCUCCUGCCCCUCGGCACGCCUUGCUGA
Messenger RNA from Ailuropoda melanoleuca (giant panda), 1641 nucleotides. RefSeq names its product G protein-coupled receptor 37 like 1 (gene GPR37L1). Bases 199 to 1641 code for a protein of 480 amino acids. Gene Ontology annotation, cellular component: signaling receptor complex; plasma membrane. Gene Ontology annotation, molecular function: G protein-coupled peptide receptor activity. The record is from RefSeq and is a predicted model, not a curated record. Gene Ontology annotation, biological process: positive regulation of MAPK cascade; adenylate cyclase-inhibiting G protein-coupled receptor signaling pathway. Lineage: Eukaryota; Metazoa; Chordata; Mammalia; Carnivora; Ursidae. The transcript has 2 exons.